Messenger RNA from Solanum tuberosum (potato), 2347 nucleotides. RefSeq names its product glycine-rich cell wall structural protein 1. The coding region runs from base 206 to 2347 and encodes 713 amino acids. The record is from RefSeq and is a predicted model, not a curated record. Lineage: Eukaryota; Viridiplantae; Streptophyta; Magnoliopsida; Solanales; Solanaceae. The transcript is spliced from 2 exons.
AAUCCCAACUCUGAAUGUGGCAAACGGGUAGUAGUUGAAGCAAAUUAAUGCAAAAAUAUAUCAUCAAUGCAAGAGCAAGAAAUGUGAAGUUCUCUGGCAAGUAUAUAAAUCCCUUUGGAUCUUGAUGCCAUUUGCUCACAUUAGUUGUCUGAAAAAACAGAAAAAAUAAAGGUGUCACAUACAAUUCUAAAUUUAUUCUUUGAAGAUGAUAAGUGAGGGAGUGAUGAGGGUAGGGGUGUUAGCAUUACUUUGCUUUUAUGUUCUUGUGGGGAGUGUGGCUUUCGCUAGAAAUGUGAAAGAUUUUGAGGAUGAAAAGUUUUUUACUAUUGGUGAGGGAGGGGGAUUUGGUGGUGGUUUUGGUGGUGGUGGAGGUUUUGGCAGUGAAGGUGGUGGAGGGUAUGGUGGAGGCGGAGGAGGUGGUUAUGGUGGAGGUGGUAUUGGAAAAGGUGGUGGAAUUGGGGGCGGUGCAGGAGGCGGCGGUGGAAUAGGCGGAGGAAUUGGGGGUGGUGCGGGAGGUGGAAGAGGAAUAGGUGGAGGCAUUGGUAAAGGUGGUGGCAUUGGCGGAGGAGUUGGUGGCGGUGCAGGAGGUGGAGGAGGAAUAGGUGGAGGCAUUGGUAAAGGGGGUGGAAUUGGAGGAGGAGCUGGAGGUGGGGGAGGAAUAGGUGGAGGCAUCGGUAAAGGUGGUGGCAUUGGAGGAGGAGCUGGUGGCGGUGCAGGAGGUGGGGGCGGAAUAGGUGGAGGUAUUGGUAAAGGUGGUGGCAUUGGAGGUGGAGCUGGUGGUGGCAUUGGAGGAGGAGCUGGUGGUGGUGCAGGAGGCGGGGGUGGAAUAGGUGGAGGCGUUGGAGGUGGAGCUGGUGGUGGGGGAGGAAUCGGUAAAGGUGGUGGUAUCGGAGGAGGAGCUGGUGGCGGCGCAGGAGGUGGAAUAGGUGGAGGCGUUGGUAAAGGUGGUGGUAUUGGAGGAGGAGUUGGUGGUGGUGCAGGAGGCGGGGGUGGAAUAGGUGGAGGCGUUGGAGGUGGAGCUGGUGGUGGGGGAGGAAUUGGUAAAGGUGGUGGUAUCGGAGGAGGAGUUGGUGGCGGUGCAGGAGGCGGGGGUGGAAUAGGUGGAGGCAUUGGAGGUGGAGCUGGUGGCAGUGUUGGUAAAAGUGGUGGCAUUGGAGGUGGAGCUGGUGGCGGUGCAGGAGGCGGUAUUGGUGGGGGAGCUGGAGGCGGAAAAGGAGGAGGAAUUGGUGGUGGUGCUGGUGGAGGAGCUGGUGGUGGUGUAGGAGGAGGUAUCGGCGGAGGAGCCGGAGGUGGUGCAGGAGGAGGUAUUGGAAAAGGUGGUGGCAUAGGAGGUGGUAUUGGCAAAGGUGGCGGAAUUGGUGGAGGAGGUGGAAUUGGCAAAGGUGGAGGCAUUGGAGGUGGCGUAGGUGGAGGUGGAGGUGGUGGUAUAGGAGGAGGAAUUGGUAAGGGUGGUGGUGUAGGAGGAGGAAUUGGCAAAGGUGGUGGUAUUGGUGGUGGUGCAGGAGGAGGAGUUGGUGGUGGUAUCGGAGGAGGUGCCGGUGGUGGUGGUGGAGGAGGAGGAGGAGUUGGUGGUGGUGUCGGAGGAGGUGUCGGUGGUGGUGUAGGAGGAGGAGUUGGUGGUGGCAUCGGAGGAGGUGCCGGUGGUGGUGGUGGAGGAGGAGGAGGAGUUGGUGGUGGUGUCGGUGGUGGUGCAGGAGGAGGAGUUGGUGGUGGCAUCGGAGGAGGUGCCGGUGGUGGUGGUGGAGGAGGAGGAGGAGUUGGUGGUGGUGUCGGUGGUGGUGCAGGAGGAGGAGUUGGUGGUGGCAUCGGAGGAGGUGCCGGUGGUGGUGGUGGAGGAGGAGGAGGAGUUGGUGGUGGUGUCGGUGGUGGUGCAGGAGGAGGAGUUGGUGGUGGCAUCGGAGGAGGUGCCGGUGGUGGUGGUGGAGGAGGAGGAGGAGUUGGUGGUGGUGUCGGUGGUGGUGCAGGAGGAGGAGUUGGUGGUGGCAUCGGAGGAGGUGCCGGUGGUGGUGGUGGAGGAGGAGGAGGAGGAGUUGGUGGUGGUGUCGGAGGAGGUGUCGGUGGUGGUGCAGGAGGAGGAGUUGGUGGUGGUGGUGGUGGUGGUGGAGGUGGAGGAGGAGUUGGUGGUGGCGUUGGAGGAGGUGUCGGUGGUGGUGUAGGAGGAGGAAUUGGCAAGGGUGGCGGCAUUGGAUUUGGUGGUGGUGGUGGCGGAGGAGGAGGAAUUGGUGGCAUUGGAGGAGGUGCCGGUGGUGGAUUUGGAGGCGGAUUUGGUGUAGGAGGUAGUUUAGGUACAGGUAUCGGAGGUGGUUUUGGUGGAGGAGGUGGUGGUGGAAUUGGAGGAGGUUACUAA